AUGGAUUCCAAUGCCAGAGGAGACUCAAAUGCAAAUAAAAGGAGGUCCAAGCCAGAAGAUUUGGAAUCAAUUCAACAGCCAUUGAUUCCAUCAAGUAUCAUAGAUCAAGCAUCACAGCGACUUUUUGUAGUAUCGUUUUUCGUGUUAAUACAAUGCUGGAAAAUAUAUGAUAUUAUCCUAUUAAAGUCUGAUAUAAUGUCCACCAGUGUUGUUGGUUUGGCGCCGUUGAACACUUUUACAUUUAUCGCUAAAUAUGCAAUGAUAGAUGGGCUCUUUCUAUGGUUACUUCCUAUACUAAAUAUUCCUUAUUUAGUGUAUUCACCGUUGAAAACAUUCUUGUUAACGUUAGCAUUAAAUGGAGUGACCUUUUUUCUAGCGAGUGAUACAAUGAUCCCAUUGAUUUCAAACAUGAUGUUACCAGUAUGGAAAAUAAUAUUUAGUAGAAAGGAGUUAACACUUUUUGGUGAUUCUGUGAAUUCUAACAACAUAGUUGAUCCCAAUGAGCAUUUUAGAGGGAGAUAUACAAUUCAAUUUUUACCAGACUCAUCUGCUAGAUUUAACCCAUUUCAUUUUGAUAAUAUUUGCUUGGAAUCUAAUCCGUAUUCAUCUAUUCAGAUGCCUAUAGAAUUUAACACUACAACGCAAUUAGGGUUUUUGCAAUUGCAACAUAUCACGCCUUCAAAUGAAAGGAAACUAAUAAAUUAUACAGAGUCAGAUUUACACAAGUUGUUGAAAAGGGACUAUUCUCAUUUGCGUCAGUAUCAAGAAAACAUUAAAAACGACGAUCGUAUUUUUUAUGCAGAAGUCCCUAUAAAAUCACCUGGUCUUUACAGAAUUAGUAAAGUGAGUGACAAGAAGGGAAUUAGUAUCAGAACUUUUAGAUCAGACUUCGUAAUAUCACAUUGUCCAAGUGCAGAAUUCGUUUAUUCAGUUUCACCAAAAUCUUAUCAGAAUUAUAAAUGUAUAGGAAACGAUCUUAGUAAUGGUGAUUUUGAUAUAAGCCUUCCACUAGUAAGCUCAUUUGGCGUUGGUCCUGUUGUGGUGAGUUUUGAAUCUAGAUUGAAUGGGAGAAAAUACAAGUCAUUUAAUGUGACUGUUAGUGAUACCGACUUGCAUGAAACGCAGAAUUUAAACACUAAGAAUUUCAAUGACUUGUCAUGGAUACAAUCUAAUAGAAUAACACGUAAUCUAUUAGAACAGGAAGUCUUUCGUAAUGUUGAUAUUAUACCGAAGCUGGAUGCAGGCAAAUUAGAGUUUCAAUUAUUAGAAGUAACGGAUAUUCUUGGGAACAAGAAAGUAUAUAAUCCUUCUUCAAAAGAUAAAGAUGUGUGGUAUUCCAUUGAAUUGAAACAAGCACCAAAAAUUGAAAUUGCUGAUCUAGACCCACAAGAGGUCUUAUUGGUGAAUGGUACUAAACUGUUAUCUUUCAUUCAUAAGAAUUUAAAAGAACAAGAUUUUCCACUUGAAAUUGAUAUCAAAUACAUAAACCCUAGUAAUCCAUUAUUAUCUACUAAUUACACUAAGGUUUUUGAGAAUCCUCAACAGUUAUCGAAAGGUAUUCAAUGUGAUAAACCCGGUAUCUAUAGUGUUAUUAAAGGUAAAUCAAGUUACUGCCCUUGUGACGUGCUGUCAAGCAAAUAUGUAUCGGUGGAAAUGGCAACUCCACCACUGGUUGAAAUAUUUGCCGAGCCUGUAGUUGACAAGUGUGUUGGAAUGACUGGAUAUAAAUUUGAUUUUAAACUUCUGGGGAAACCUCCAUUUUUUAUCCAAUACCAUGUUUAUCAAAAUAGGUCUGAUGGAACCUUGAGGCCCGUUUAUAAUGAGAGAGGACUCAGCAAUAGACUAUUGAAAACAUUUGAUAAGCAUUACAAGUUUGAAUAUAGACCACCAAAAGAGGGAAAUUAUGCUAUUAUGUUUGAUAGCCUCAAAGAUUUUAAUUACCAUAAGGAUCCAAUAUUUUUAGAUGAAAGGAAACAUACUUAUCUGACUUACUUUAAUCAAAGAUCUAAGGCAUCAUUUUUUGAGACCAAAGGUGAAAUUCAAAAGGUUUUCAGUUCUUGUAUGGGCAAGUCUGUGACAGUUCCAUUAUUCUUGAAAGGAAAUGCACCUUUUAGUUUCAAUUAUGACAUAAUUGACGUAAAUACUGGGGAAAAAUUGAUUAAAACAUCUCGAGUAUUUAAUGUUUCUGAUAGUACAUAUAACAUAGUUACACCUUCGCUUGCUACUGGUGGUAACUUUGAAGUGGUGUUAUCUGAAGCAAAAGACAGUCAAUCUUGUCCUAUGGAUUUUGACAAACGUGAAUCCAUAAAAAUUAAAGCCAGAUCAGAUAUACCUGAAAUAUCAAUUGAUACCGAUACAUCUUAUAAGAAUGUAAAGAUUGUUGAGGGAGAUUCAUACAAGAUUCCGUUGAAAUUAAAAUCAUCCAUAGGCAGUGCUUCAUCAGAUGUGUUAGAAUAUAUUGUUAGUGACUUGUACAAUGCUAGUAAUUCUCAGAAACGAAGCUUAAGAAAUACUAAGUCAUUGAUAGUAAAAGAAGAGGGAAUUUAUUCAUUGUCGUCUUUAACCAACGGUGGAUGUGUCGGUAAAAUUGCUGCUCAAAAGACAGUUUCUGUAUCAUAUUACAACAGACCUAAUUUAACUUUGAUAACUUCAGAUCAGCAAGUUUUAAAGCAACAUCUGGAAGAGAACGAUUUGUUUGUGCAUCUUAAGCCAUUGUGUCAAAAUUGUGGCAACCAAAUAAAAUUAAAUUUAGAAGGUGUCAAACCUUUUGUUAUAGACUAUGAUAUUAAAUUACCAACAGGUAAAGUUGAAUCCAGAUCCAUGACUGUCAAUGAUCAUAACAUUACUAUCAAUUUACCUACCAAAUAUAGUGGCAAGUAUGAGCACCGUUUUAAGGGGAUUUAUGAUAAGUUAUAUACCCGUGAGAAGGUGUCAAGGAUUUCAAAGAAGGAUGAUAUAUUGCCUUGUGUCAGAUACGAUAUCAACCCAUCUCCUAAGGCAACUUUUGAAAAAGAUCAAUUUCUUCAAGUUUGUGAGACUAACUUAAGACUUGAUGAACCAUUUUCAAAGAUUCCUAUUAGCUUUGUGGGUGAAUAUCCUUUUAAGAUUAAUGCUUCUCUAAAACAUGAAGCUACAGGAGAAACUGAGACAUUUAUCUUAGAUAAUAUAGUUGAUCCACAAUUGAAUUUGGGUGAAGCUAAAAUUAGUGGAAAGGAUUAUUUUUUGUAUGAAGCAAUGAAUGUUGGAGAACAUACGUUAACAAUAAACGAGUUGACCGAUGCAAAUGGCUGUACUGAGAAGGAAUUUUCUCAAUUGAAUAAUUAUGUUAUUUCUAUCACAGAAGUUCCAAAUAUCUCUAAGAUACAAAAGAGACCACAUUAUUGUGUAGGGGAUCACAUUCUAUAUAAUAUGUCUGGUAUCCCCCCAUUUAUGGUCUAUUAUAGAUUUAAUGACAAGUUGCAAAAAGCCGAGCUGGGAAAUAGGUUCCAAAGGUUAGCUUCCAAAGCAGGUGAGCUUUCUAUCGAAGCCUUACUGGAUUCAUCUGCAAAUAAAUGUUUAGUUAACUUUACAAACUCACAGGAGAAGUUCGAGGAUUUAAAGUUGAAGGUAUAUGAACUUCCAUCUGUCGAGAUAAACCAAGGAAGUUACGUUGUGCAAGACAUUCAUGAAGGAGAGCAAACAGAGAUCAAAUUUAGUUUUUCUGGUGUACCCCCUUUCAAGCUCAUCUAUACGAGAACUCUGGAACAGGUUGAUCCAAAGUAUAAACAUAAGAAAACAGGCCGCAAAGAUAAACACAAUAAGGUUAUUGUCGAAACAAAGACUAUUGAUGAUAUAUGGGAUUACGAGUACACUGACAUGGUAAGCCUCGAAGGUACAUAUGAAGCGAUUGAAGUUCAUGAUGCUUAUUGUGUAGCUAAAAGAGAUGUGAAUUAUUAA
This is a messenger RNA of Debaryomyces fabryi, 3936 nucleotides long. RefSeq names its product Pom152p (gene POM152). Gene Ontology annotation, cellular component: nuclear pore transmembrane ring. Gene Ontology annotation, biological process: protein import into nucleus; nuclear pore organization. Lineage: Eukaryota; Fungi; Ascomycota; Pichiomycetes; Serinales; Debaryomycetaceae. The transcript has a single exon. Gene Ontology annotation, molecular function: structural constituent of nuclear pore. Bases 1 to 3936 code for a protein of 1311 amino acids. The record is from RefSeq and is a predicted model, not a curated record.